Molecule: messenger RNA, 4568 nt
Organism: Esox lucius (northern pike)
Lineage: Eukaryota; Metazoa; Chordata; Actinopteri; Esociformes; Esocidae
Gene: reps1
Product: RALBP1 associated Eps domain containing 1
Exons: 19
Coding region: 652-3039 (795 amino acids)
Biological process (GO): endosomal transport; endocytosis
Cellular component (GO): cytoplasm; plasma membrane
Molecular function (GO): calcium ion binding; protein binding
Source: RefSeq, a predicted model, not a curated record
CCACCGUCCGUACGAUGACAUCACGGCGUUCAGGAAUGGUGGCUCUGACUGAUGGAGAAGGAGCCAAAAGACCCUAAAACUUUUCUUCUAACAUAAUUAGAGGGACUCAAACUUGAUUGUGAGGCAGAAACAGCAUAUGGUACCGGGGUAUAACCGGAAGAACUCGAAAUCGGUUUGAUUUAUUGUUGAAUACUGACGCCCAGUCUCGGAAGUUGACUACUGUAACGUUACUGUCUAGUUCAACGUUAACGACGUAAACGUUGGCUACCUGGCUAGCAAGCUAGCUAAUAGCUAACAACAACAGCCUGUAGCUAGCUUAUAAGCUAAUGUUAACAUUAGUCGCAACACCAGUCAUUGUUUUAUUAAUAUAGUAACUUUAUUGAUGAAUACAUUAGUAAUCCAAAACAAUCAAUAAUUGUCAUAAAUCAGUCGAUAAGUGACAUUGCGUCUUGGCUGGUUAAGUAAGGACAUUUACGAAGACCCUUCCAGUCAUAACGUUAGCUAGCUAGCCAUUCUACCACUUCAGUCAAGUCAGCUAAAUUAGCAAGCAAAGCUAAACUGCAUCGUCGCUCAUCGCCCUUUUUGGGUCCAGUUUUCGAAAGUCAGGAUAACGAAGCAGCCAGACGCUAAUCGAGUACCUUUGAUGCCAUAAUGGAAAGUUUAACAUUAACGGAUGUGGAGCAGAAAUAUUACUCAGAUUUGUUCGUUUAUUGCGAUACGGACAACACCAAGAAAGUGGCUUCCAACGGCAGAGUUCUUGACCUUUUCCGGGCGGCCCAGCUACCCAACGAGGUUGUCCUGCAGAUCACAGAGCUCUGUGGAGCCACUCGACUGGGCCAUUUUGGAAGGAGCCAGUUUUACAUUGCACUUAAACUCAUCGCUGUAGCCCAGUCUGGACUACCUCUACGGGUAGAAAGCCUAAACUCUGUCAAGGACUUGCCUCUGCCUCGCUUUGUUGUGGCAAAAAAUGAGCAGGAGGCCAGACACACAGCCUUGUACCCUGACUUGGAGAACCAGGGGUCUUACCAAGGUGUGAUUCCACGGCCCCCGGGAAGAGGGCAGAUUAAGAAGGUGUCUGCCCAUGAGGUCAUCCAGCCCUGUCUGCCCACAGUAGAACCACAGCCCGACACCACGUCUCCGGUGGUGUCCCCCCACCAGUCUCCUCCCACCUCACCCCACGCCUGGAGGAAGCACAAACGGCAGGCCAGUGGCGGAAACCUGGAGAGACCGCCUGUGGUGGUGGCAGGAGCUGUCUGGACUCCUUUCAGAGAAGCACAAUCAGGACCUGUGGUGACAGGUGAUGGGAUGUGGUCCGCCCACUCUCCUCCUCCUGUUCAGGAAAGCUGGGUCAGUUUGAAAGAUACUCACCCCCCCUCCUCGAGCACCCUCCCACCAAUGCAUCCCUCGUCGGUCCAGGAGAACUCUUCGAUCCGAACCCUUGCAUCUGCUACAACCGCCAAUGAAAUCCAAAGACAGUCCAGUAGUGGUUAUGACGACCCCUGGAAAAUUACGGAUGAGCAGAGACAGUAUUACAUCAAUCAGUUUAAGACCAUCCAGCCAGACCUUAAUGGUUUCAUUCCUGGUUCUGCUGCAAAAGAGUUUUUCACUAAAUCAAAGCUACCUAUUCUUGAACUCUCCCACAUUUGGGAGCUGUCAGAUUUUGAUAAAGACGGGGCGUUGACACUGGACGAAUUCUGUGCUGCAUUUCAUCUAGUUGUUGCAAGGAAAAAUGGCUAUGAUCUUCCAGAAAAGCUGCCGGAGAGUCUCAUGCCAAAGCUUAUUGACUUGGAUGACUCAGCAGAGGUUCCAGACCAGGCUACUGAUGUGGGCUACUCGGGGUCCCCUGUUGAAGUUACCCCCAACAAGUCUCCCUCCAUGCCCUCACUCAACCAGACCUGGCCUGAUCUCAACCAGGGGAAUGAGCAGUGGGAGACUUUUAGUGAACGCUCCUCCAGCUCACAAACUCUGACCCAAUUUGAUUCUAACAUUGCACCAGCUGACCCUGAUACGGCUAUUGUCCACCCUGUUCCCAUCCGCAUGACCCCGAGCAAGAUUCAUAUGCAGGAGAUGGAGCUGAAGAGAACUGGAAGCGAUCACACACAUCCUACUAGUCCUCUGAUGGUCAAACCACCUGAGCUCUCUGAAGAAACCAAGCUAGCCACCUCUAUGAAGUUUGUUACUGCUAAUUCUGGUGAUGGUUAUAGUAGUUCCGAUUCAUAUACUUCGGAUCAAGACCCAAUUACAAGUAUCGUAGCAAGACAAAGGUCUCAUUCCGGGACCUCUCCUGAAGGACUGAAGGUGGUAGCUGCCCCCCCACCGCCACCUCCCAGACCCCACGCCUCCCACUCCCGCUCAUCCUCACUAGACAUGAACCGAACCUUUGCCGCCGUCUCCACAGGGCCACAGCAAGCUGGGGGUGUGGCCUACCCCCCGGCCGUGCCGCCUAGACCACUACCCACGCAGACCUCAGGGCCCCAUAGUGGGCACCGCUCUGAUGAAGGCCUGGCAGCACACUCCACUACCUCGCCCCAGCAGAUCCCAGAGCAGCCCAACUUCGCUGACUUCAGUCAGUUCCAGGCGUUCGCUGCCUCGGAUCAGCCCGGCGACGAUGGGGAGAAGCACGCCGAAAGUCUUCCAUUAGAGAAGUCUUCAGAAGGACCUGGGCCUUUAAGAACCAUGAAGAGUGAGAGCCAGGAGGAGAGAGCUAAUGCUACUGUGAACACUGCCAAAGGGCCCAUCAUGGCCCCCCCACCCAAGCCUGUCCGCAGGAGACUGAAGUCUGAGGACGAGCUCCAGGACGAGACCCUCCCCCCGAAGUCCAACGUUAUAGCCACUGUUUUAGCAACACAGCCAUCUAUUCCCAGGUCUGUUGGUAAAGAUAAAAAAGCAAUUCAAGCUUCUAUCAGAAGAAACAAGGAAACCAACACAGUCUUGGCCAGACUCAACAGUGAACUACAACAACAGCUAAAGGACUUGCUAGAAGAGAGGAUAUCUUUGGAGGUUCAACUGGAACAGCUCAGACCAUUUUCCCAUUUGUAACGUGUGUGUGUGUGGGUGGUUGGGUUUGUGUGUGAGUGUGUGUGUGUGUGUGUGUGUGUGUGUGUGGGUGGUUGGGUUUGUUUGUUUGUGUUUGGGUGUGUGUGUGUGUGUUCCACAAAGAAGAUAUCACAGGCCUGAAGGGGCCUUUUGUGUGAUGCACAUGUCCCCUCCCUCUGCUUACUGCUGUCCCUAAUGUGGGAAGCACACUGUCACCAGCUGACUGACCGGACACCACACUGACUUACCGUCAUCCUAACAGAGAACAGUCUCACCAGAAGGAAUGGGAUUGGAACAUUACAAUUAUUGGCACUUUUAUUUAUCAAAGAAAUAGCAUUAUUUUACAAAUCAAUCCCUUAUAUUAUCACACUGGGUUGAGGCCAGGCAGGAAGGCGAGUGGGCAUCGAGCUGGACCUUGAGUCAUUGGUUACUGGAUGCCAAAUUCCCUCGCCCAUUUUUCCCCAUGAUGACAAGUGUCCAGUUGACUGAAUGAGAGGAGCCCUAUAUAGUCUGUCUGUUCUAUGUUGUGUGUGGGGGGGGGGUCAUGCUUUAUCCUGGAGCACCUCAGACUGACUAUGUGACAGAAACCCAUCGUUUGAUGUUUUAGUUUAUUCCAGCCCACCCCACUAGGUGUCUAUACUGUUUGUUAGGAUGUAUGGUGUGUGUUUAUUUUUGGAUGUAUGUGGGCAGGCAAACGGUAACAUAAACAGCAUGUUGCAAAGACUAUGUUCUUUUUUUGGUUGUUGUUUCACUAGUCUUCUGCAAUUUAAUCUUUAACACGAUGACCUGUAUUACCUUGUAAAGUGAAUCACCCCCAGAUGACAAUUUAUAUUAUAUUUUUGCUUCUGGCUCUGUAGUUGCUCAUGCGGAAGCUGCCUGUGCCUCACACGGUACAUAAUCUGAACCAGUCCUGCCCCAAACACAAGGUUCCCCUGUGAGAUAUAUGAAAACCAACUAUGGAAAUGAGACUGAUUGAAACGACUGCACUUUUCCCCUUUUACUUUUUGUUUCCCCUGACACUUUUUUUGUUUUUUUACCUGCAUGUUCUUAUCUAGUAUGAAGAUUACGCGAAAAACAAACCACUUGAUUUGUACCUGUAUAUCUUACCUAGUAUGUGAUGGUACCUAAACCUUGUAUAACUGUCUGUUUUUGUUGUCCUGGAACUUCUUGUUUUUCUUUUCUUUUAAUUUGUAUUUUAUUUUUUACCUGUCCUCAAAAGCCUUAUUUCUGGCGUUCAGGUUUCCACUGUAAUCAAUUCUCCCUGUAUUGAACCAAGGUCAGCCUUUUUCCCCCUGCUGUUCAGGUUGAUGUACUGUAUAAGAGGUUUGUAUAUUGUAUAUGAUACACACCCACACACAGACACCUUUUGAUCUCAUAUGUAAAUUUGCAUUAAUUGCUGACAGCAAAUAUUCUAUUUAAUUGCUUAUAUUAUGGCUGUGGUAUCAUAGAUGUUUAACUGCAUGGAUGUCUCUGCAGAAUGAACUAGCAGCUGUGUGAUUUUUACACAAAAUAAAAACGGCACACUAUUUUAA